GCUGGCCCUAGGCACGGAACGAAGUGUCCUCAGUUUCCAGCCCCUAAAGGGAGCCAGGUUCCCUCCUGGCAGAACCUGUCCAGGGAUGGCCGCUGUGUUGUUUCCUAAGCUCAGUAGCAGAUGCCACAGGAGGUGUGUGGGGCAGGGUGCCCGCCCAGGCUGCCUUCCUCCCGCCCUCCUCCUCCCCUGCUGCUGUUCCAUCAUCCCCAGCAGCCCUGGCUCUGGUAUCUGUGGGAUUUGCAUGACCCCCUCCACAUUAUAGAAGAAGGAGCAGGCACUCCGAGGAGCUAGGGGUUGUCAGCUGGGGGAGUUGGGUUCUGUCUCCCCCAACCUGGGUCUCACGAGGUCCACACUGCGAGGCUGGGUGCUGAGCUGCCCUGCACGGGAGCGCUGCGUGGCCAGUGCCCUGAGGUUGUUUAUUUGCAUUCCAGGCGCCCUCCACACACCCAGCUAUUUGCAGCUCUGACCCUUGCCCUGGCUUGGCCACGCUGCGUUCCCAGCCCAGGCUUCCCUCUCAGUUCCCUUCCCAGUGAGAAGCUCGGCAAGGGCAGGUCCCAGAAGGCACAACUGUGAUCUGGGAGGUGCUGAGCACCCACCUGUGACCCAUGGCCGGGGAGGGCCCAGUAACGUCAGCAUGGCGGUGCCCCCGAGAGGGUGGGGCAUAGACCCCACCCAGACAAACCCUGACACGUUCCCUCCUUCAGGGGCGCGAUGGAUGGAGCCCAGUCCUGAGAGGCCUGCAUGCAACCGGCAGGAGCCGACCCUGGGAAUGGACGCCUCAGAACACAGGGAUGUCCUCGUGCUGCUGCCCAGCCAGGAGCAGCUGCGGCUGACCGUGGGGGUGAAGGCCACUGGCCGGGAGCUUUUCCAGCAAGUGUGCAACGCGGUGAGCAUCAGAGACACCCAGUUCUUUGGCCUCUGUGUGAUCAGAAAUAAUGAGUAUGUAUUUAUGGAUUUGGAGCAAAAGCUCAGCAAGUACUUCUCAAAAGACUGGAAGAAAGAAAUAUAUGAAGAAAAUGAGAAACCCGGAGCCCCUUUCGUGGCGUUCCUCCGGGUGCAGCACUAUGUGGAAAACGGAAGGGUCAUAAGCGACCACAGGGCACGGCACCUGUACUACUGCCACCUGAAGGAGCGUGUGCUGAGGUCGCAGUGCGCCCACCGGGAGGAGGCCUACUUCCUGUUGGCCGCCUGUGCACUGCAGGCUGACCUGGGCGACCACCGGGAGCCGGCCCACACCGGGAGGUACUUCGAGCCACACUCCUACUUCCCACAGUGGAUCAUCACCAAGAGGGGGAUUGACUACAUCCUCCGGCACAUGCCCGCCCUGCACCGUGAGCGCCAGGGCCUGAGCCCCAAGGAGGCCGUGCUGUGCUUCAUCCAGGAGGCCUGCCGGCUGGAGGACGUACCCGUGCACUUCUUCAGGCUGCACAAGGAUAAGAAGGAAGGUCACCCCACCGUGAUCCUGGGACUGACCCUCAGGGGAGUGCACAUCUACCAGGGGAAGAAGCUGGAGAUCCAGCUGGACGGGCUGCCCGCGGCACAGAAGCUGGUUUACUACACGGGCUGCACCUGGCGCUCGAGGCACCUGCUGCACCUGCUGCGCGCCAGCCACCAGCUCCACCUCCGCGUGCGGCCCACACUGCGGCAGCUGCGACAGCGGGAGGAGGCAGAAGAGAAGCAGCACUACCGGGAGUCCUACAUCAGCGAUGGGCUGGAGCUGGACCCGGACAGCAGGGGCUCCCCGGGCAGUGGGGUCAGCAGCCAGCACUGCCCUCACCGCCUCUCACGCCACUCCGCCGACAGCCAUGGCAGCUCCCACACGUCAGGCAUCGAGGCUGACUCCUGGCUCAGGGAAUCCAGAGAGAUGUCUGUGGACACACCCUUGGAGGUCCAGGGGCUCCAUGAGAAGGAGCUGUCCUCCAGCCCCAGGACCAGCCACAGCCACCCCGGCAUAUGUGGUGACAGCCAAGCCACUCACCAGGAACCCUGCGCCGAGGUCAGGACCAGAGGCCAGAGCACCGAGGCUGUGCACCAGAUCUGGGAAAUGAAAGCCGGGGUCAGCGAGGAGCCGCACAGCCGCAGCCUGGACGACACACGUCUGCACCAGCUGGCCCUGCAACCAGCGCCCACCUCACCCAGCCAUACCUUCCACUGUGCCCCAGACUGCGGGCUGGCAGCCCCCUGCGAGAACAGGGCCACUCUCCCCAUCAAGAGGUCCGGCAACUGCCUCACCCUGGACCUGUUCGGAGAGACCCCACCCCCACAGGAGUUUGUGGUGUAGGCGCCAUCCACCCAGCAGCGCUGUCUGCACCACCAGGCUCAGCCCCCGCCCACCCCACUGCCACGUGGCCCUCGGCCCUUCCUGCCCGCCGGACGCUGCCCACACCUCCGCAGCCAGCACGCUCCACAGGUUCACCUGUAAAAGGUGUGGAGUGGCUCUGAUAUCAACCUGGGAGGUGACAAACAGGUCCCGCACCUCAUCCCUGUCCUCGGUGCACCCAGGAGCUCCUUCCAUCGGGGUCUCCAGGGAGCAGGUUCAAGGUCUGGCUGUCUUGUGUCUAGAGAGCCAUGGUGUUGGCCCCUGAGGCAGCCUGUCACCCAUCCUAGUCUGGGAGAGAAGGUGACGCAGCUGGGCCCAGACCCUGGAGAGAGGGCUCUGCAGUUUCCCACACUGCCAGCUCCCCGAGAGACAGCUCCCGGGCCAGAGUUCACGGUGGUCAUCACUGUGCAGGACCCAGGCUCCUCCUAGACCUGAACCCCUCUCUGUAACUCCUGUUCACCAGCGCUGGGCCUGCCAGACAGAGACCCUUCUUGAGGUGCAAGCCCAGCUCUGUCACCUGAGAUCCAGCCAGAGACCCUCCUCCACCAUCCGCAGUCAAUGGCUGUGUUUUCCCUUCCCGGUCAGGGCUUCCAAAGACCCCACUGCCCCGGAGCUGAUGCUGACUCUGUUCCCAUCUCAGCCAUGAGGCCUCGGGACCCACUCUGCUCACUGGUGGCUUCCUUAAGCCAUUGUCCUGGCUGGGGUGGGGGUGGUGCAGCCCAGUUGGUGGAGGGGAGAGGCUUUGGUGACAGAUGGGGAGUGAGGGACUGGCUAUUCAUGGCACCUGCUCUGACCCCGGUGGGCUCCAGGGGUAAUGCAACCUCGGUACCGUGGGCUCUGGAAGGCCACCAGGGUAGGGUCUCCCCAGGGCUCCUCCUCCUGCAUGAGACUCCUGCACACGUGCAAACCUGCUGUCCUCGGCAUUUAGAGGAAUGGCCCGUGUAUCCCUGCUAGUCUCAGGCCCAACACAGAGCACUGAGAGGCCACAGUGGUUCAGCCCUGUGUCCUGAACACCACUGCCCCCUUCACUGUCUGUGUGGUGAAGACCACACCACACCACCCUCCAGCUCACUGGAGACAAGCGUGAGCUUGAGCCCCGUGGCCUGGUGCAGGGCCGCGUGCAUUGAGGCCGCCUCUUUGAUGGGUCCAUCCAGGGGGGCCCUCUCCUUUCUGUGAAAGGGAAUCAUGUGUGUGCCCCAGGCACGUGUAAUAAAGAACCCGAGAGAUGCCUCCUGCUUGAACCAGGACCCGCCUGCCUGGGGGCCUGGUGAGAUGCCGGCUGUAACUCA
Chlorocebus sabaeus (green monkey) is the source of this 3609-nucleotide messenger RNA. The record is from RefSeq and is a predicted model, not a curated record. Lineage: Eukaryota; Metazoa; Chordata; Mammalia; Primates; Cercopithecidae.